CUUGUUUUGGGUGUUAUUUUAUUAUUGAAAAUGUUUAAAAUAAAUUCCACUUUAUUGUUAAAUGGCGAGUUCAAGUGAUUUACAUAUCAUCAUUUCAUAUAAAGACAAUGGUCAACGAUUUCUAUGGUGUUCAACUCUUUGUAUGAUUAUUUUAGUGUUGAACGUUUUCAUACUACUUAAUCUAGGUACUUCAUAGAAUCGUAUAAAAUAAGUAGCUAUAUAAAUACUACGUGUACGUAUGUAUUAUCUCUACGUAGCUAAGUGAAAAGUGUAUCUUUCUGAGUAAGUACAUCAUUGAAGUUUUUUAAUUUUGUUCGUUGAAAAAGAGAAAAACUUCAUCACCGGCCGAGUACAUAGUUACUCAAAAUGAUACAGAACAGAAGUUGCUGCUGUAGUUUGUGUUAAGCUAUCCGAGUAUUCUAUGUAGGUAAUCAAUAUGGAAUCGUUGACCAUUGUUAUCACUCUGAAAUGAUACGUAAGUACCGAAGUGCAUCUACAUAUGGAUACUUACUCGUUUAAAUGUUCUUGUGAACACUAAAACCGAACAGUGAUAGAAAUUAAGCUCAUUCCGUCAUUCGAAUCAUAUUUUGAAUAAAUUGUGUUAUAAUUGUGUAUUGUGUAGAUUGUGUUUGUCUGAUUGGAUAACAAAUUGACAAGAUGAGAUUUCUGGUAUUCUUCAUCAGUACUUGACUGAUUGAAUAGGCACUUACAGCACUCAGCAGCGACUUCUGUAUCAUUCUGAGCGACUAUAAGUACUGUGAUUGAUGUUUUUUAACGAACGAAAUUAAAACCUGUCAACGUUGUAGUCACUCAGAAAGAUACACUUUUCACAUCUAACAACAAUUAGACGUAAUGGUGUACUUUCUAUAUGUAUGUAGUAUAUAAAGCUAUUUACGCUACUCGUAGGAAGUGGACUAUUAUGAACUCGUACGUUAUUACAACGCUCGCCUUCGGCUCGCGCAGUAAUAACGCACUCGUUCAUAAUAGCCCACUUUAUACAACUUGUAGCGUAAAAUACCAUUUAAUUUUCAAAAAAAAGGAAAAUAAAAUGUAGCAUUUUGUUGUUUACUUUAUUAUGAUGAGUAAUUUGUUAAGAGGGUGCUCUACCUUUUGUUUGUUUACUUUUAAGCAUACCCGCGGGCAGAGAUUAGACAUUUUUCAAACGCAUUUUUUUAUUAGUUGGAGAGAAUGAAAGUGAAUAAUUAUGAGUGAAAACGUUAUUACUGUAUUGAAACAACAUAAUAAAACUUUGAAACAAGCUAAAUGAUUAAAAUAUAAUGAAUUCAGACGAUUCUCUAUAUUCGAGCAUUCAUUGUCAGUCAUCACACCAUAAUUCUGAAACUACUGAAGAGAAUUUGAUGAAAUUUGGAUAUAUUGUGCAUAAAAAUGGUCCAGAGAGGUUGACGUUGCCCUUUUUUCAAAUUUCUUUGUAUUUUUGGAGAUAUUGCCAUUUGAAAAUUUCAAAUGGCUAUAACUUUGAUUUAACAAAAUUAAUCAAAAAAAGGGCAACGUCAAGUUGUCGGGAAUUCGUUUCUGCACAACAUAUUCAAAUUUCAUCAAAUUCUGUUCAGUAGUUUCAGAAUAAUCAUGUGUCAAGUGUCUGAUGACUGACAAUGAAUGCUCGAAUAUAGAGAAUCGUCUGAAUUCAUUAUAUUUUAAUCGUUUAGCUUGUUUCAAAGUUUUAUUAUAUCGUUUCAAUACAGUAAUAACGUUUUCACUCAUAAUUAUUCACUUUCAUUCUCUCCAACUAAUAAAAAAAUGCGUUUGAAAAAUAUCUAAUCUAUGCCUGCGGGUAUGCUAAAAAGUAAACAAACAAAAGGUAGAGCACUCCCUUAACGCCCAUUUUUUCAAAAUUCACAUAUGUAUGUACCCUAGGCUGUAUGCUGUAAAGAUACAGAUAGAUAAAAGAAAAUUGAUUAAGAACCGCGAUGGAAUGGAAAUUUUUUACUUUGUAAUGAUUAUUUUAUUGAUUUUGUAAGUAUAAAAUUAGUUGACCUUGUAAAAAAUUUUUAAAAGUUUGCUUUUGAACGUAACACAAUGAAUAGAAUCAUUUUGAACAACACUGGAAAAUUCAACCAAUAAACAUCCAGAUUUUAGUUAUCAAUUUCAAUAUCGACCAAUCACGAACGAGGUCAAAGCAGGUCAAGGUCAGAUGUGUUAUUGUUAUUGAAAAUUGAGUGAUAAGCAAAAGUGAUCAAUUCUGAAUCGGUGUCAUCAAAUUUCUUAAUUAAAUUAUGAUUAAAACAAUCAAUUUUAGUAAUGAUGUGACGUGAAACAGUGCCAUUAAGUGUCUUGUGCAUAAUCAAUAAUCAAUUUAAUGUUGCACGCGAGGCUACUUGAGAAAUGAAGACGUAUUCGUCACUCGUAUCUUGAUUUAUUUUUACAUCCUAGGAAUCAUGCGAGCGAAAAAAAGGUUCUCGUUGAUAUUCUUCUGCAUUGUGUUGUUUCUCUACUUCUAUGCUAAUAGAGAAGUUCUGAAAAAAGAAGAACUACCCAUCCUUCUUCAUGAAGAAUUACCAUCGUAUUUCGAUUCAUGGAUACACGAAUUAAGUCAGACUAAUCCUGAAAUAGGCCCAUCGCUCGCGUUAAGAAGAAGUCAUAGUGAUAUUCCUGAUGGUGAUUCCAGAAAAUCAAAUUUUCAAUCCGCAAUAACUAAAAAAUGCCGAAUGGAAACUUGCUUUGAUUUCUCCAAGUGCCGAAAUGGUUUCAAGGUUUACAUUUACCCAGAAGUUGACGUCGAAGAAAAUGAAGUCCGGAGCGCCUUGUAUGAAAAAAUUAUAGACGUGGUUAAUGAAUCAAGAUACAAUACAAGUGAUCCAAAUGAUGCCUGCUUGUUCAUUACUACCAUCGAUACGCUGAGCAGAGAUCGUGGUUCGGACGAUUAUGUUACUAACGUUCCAUUAAAACUCAGAUCUCUAAAAUAUUGGAAUGGUGGCAGAAAUCAUUUGAUUUUCAAUCUGUAUUCUGGAAGUUGGCCACAUUAUGCUGAAGAUGAUUUGGGUUUCGACUCGGGAGAAGCUAUUUUAGCGAAAGCCAGUAUGUCAGUUACGACAAUGAGACCGGGAUUUGAUAUCUCUAUUCCAUUGUUUCCAAAAACUCAUCCUAAACGUGGAAGAGAGCAGGGUGCGAUGAAAGAAAACAAAUUCCCAGUCAACAAAAAAUACUUAUUAGCUUUCAAAGGAAAACGAUAUGUUCAUGGAAUCGGUUCAGAUACUCGAAACUCUCUACAUCACUUGCAUAAUGAUAAAGAUGUAAUUAUGUUAACCACUUGUCAGCAUGGCAAAUAUUGGGAGAAGUGGAAAGACGAAAGAUGUGACGAAGAUAAUGCGCUAUACAGCAAAUACGACUACCAAAUACUUUUGCUUAAUUCUUCGUUUUGUCUUAUACCAAGAGGUCGACGAUUAGGUACUUUCAGAUUUUUGGAAGCUUUACAAGCUGGAUGUAUUCCAGUUUUACUUUCCAACGGGUGGGCGUUACCAUUUGAAGAAGUGAUUGACUGGAGUAAAGCUGCUAUUUUAGCCAAUGAACAACUGCUAUAUGAGUUACCAGAUAUUGUUCGUUCGAUUUCGGAGUCGAAAGCUUUCAUAUUUCGUCAACAGACCCAAAUUUUAUGGGAGCAGUAUUUUUCUUCAAUUGAGAAAAUUGUGUUCACCACUUUUGAGAUCAUUCGUCAGAGAUUACCUACUCAACAAUUUCACGAUGGAUUAGUGUGGAAUACAUAUCCUGGAGCAUUACUCACCCAAAAUAAUUUAUCAGAUUCUUUACGACAUUAUCCGUUUCAUUACGACGUAUACGGUAUCAGUCCUCAAGAUGAGUUUACUGCCAUAAUAUAUUCUCAAAUGUCUCACUCAGUAACAGGAAAUUUACCUAUUUACCGUUUGCUGCGUAGUAUUGCCAGAAGUCAAUAUGUUAAAGAAAUAAUUGUUAUAUGGUGUAACGAUAAAGUAACUCCCCAACAAGUACGCUGGCCUUCAUUUUCUCGAAUACGCUUCACGAUAAUUCACAGCCCGGGAGUAAUGCAACGGUUUCGACUGUUCAAAGAAAUCCAUACAGAAGCUAUUUUGUCAUUAGAUGAAGACGUUGUUCUAACCACCGACGAAAUUGAUUUUGCUUUCCAAGUGUGGAAAGAUUUCCCGGAUCGCAUUGUAGGGUAUCCGGCCAGGUCUCAUUAUUGGGAUGAAUUCAAAAAUAACUGGGGAUACACAUCAAAAUGGACAAAUGAUUAUUCAAUUGUAUUAACAGGAGCUGCGUUUUAUCACAAGUAUUACAAUUACCUGUACACUGAAUGGCUAGGUCCAACGAUGUUGAAAACAGUUGAACAGUCGAAUAAUUGCGAAGACAUUUUGAUGAAUUUUCUCGUCAGCCAUGUUACUCGACAAUCUCCUAUAAAAGUUACUCAAAGAAAACAUUACAAAGAGCAGUCAGCUACUCGCACUUUUUCGAGGUCUCCGUGGAAUGAUCCAGAUCAUUUUACUCAGCGGCAAGUUUGCUUGAAUACUUUUGUUGCGUUAUUUGGAUAUAUGCCACUAGUCAGAUCUAAUUUGAGGUUAGAUCCAAUUUUAUUCAAAGAUCCGGUCUCUAAUCUUCGUAAAAAAUAUCGUCAGAUUGAACUGGUGGAGAGUUGAUUGGACUAGCCUAUUUUGUAAUUUUAUCUCUGUUAUUGUGAUCUCAAUUUUUUUAUUUCAUUUUUCAACUUUUUAGUGUAUUUUUAUUGCAUAGUGUUAUUAUUUUGUUUUUCAUCAUUUUAUUUACGAAUAAUCUAGUCAAUGUGGUACCUGGUAGUAUUUUUAUUCGAAAUAAAGACUGAGAUGUUUGUUA
This is a messenger RNA of Planococcus citri (citrus mealybug), 4818 nucleotides long. Its product is annotated as exostosin-1-like. The record is from RefSeq and is a predicted model, not a curated record. The transcript has 8 exons. Gene Ontology annotation, cellular component: membrane. NCBI's taxonomy places the organism in Eukaryota, Metazoa, Arthropoda, Insecta, Hemiptera, Pseudococcidae. Gene Ontology annotation, molecular function: glycosyltransferase activity. Bases 2397 to 4625 code for a protein of 742 amino acids.